AUGACUGUUGUAGUUGGUGAGCUGAGGAAGCACUUUACAACACCCGCAUUUCCACCCAAGAGAGUAAGAUGCUCCCAGCCCAAAGUAUUGGAACAGAGGAGACAAGGUCUUGAGCAUUACCUGCAGACUAUGAUUAAGUUUGGACCAAGCAGAGCUCAGAUCAUGACUUUUCUUGGUAUAUCGGACAACAUCAGUGAAAGGGAAAACAACCAAGUCUGUAAGCCACCAACCAGUGUUCAGCAGUGUUCCUGACCUCUUCUUCAUC
Molecule: messenger RNA, 265 nt
Organism: Homalodisca vitripennis (glassy-winged sharpshooter)
Lineage: Eukaryota; Metazoa; Arthropoda; Insecta; Hemiptera; Cicadellidae
Exons: 3
Coding region: 1-252 (83 amino acids)
Molecular function (GO): phosphatidylinositol phosphate binding
Source: RefSeq, a predicted model, not a curated record